UUUACAUAGAGCGUGCUGGUGUGUCAUAGUGCUGCAGAGAGGCAGCGAUACGCGGUGAGUUAUGCCGGCCUCGUCGCUUGAUGUCAACCAGGCUAAAGACAGGAUGAAGGCGGACUCCGAAUCCCUCUGACUGUGGCAUCAACCGUUCAUUCAGUAAAAUCUGCCCAUUGUCAACAUGGCAGAGCAAUGGUCCGCAGUGCCCACUUCUAAUAUGGCGGCGCUGAACCGGGCUCGAUCAUUGACUGUGAUUUUCUUAAUGGUCAGCGGUUAUGUGAUCGGCUGCGCGGACGGCAAAGACGCGUCGGACGAGACUGUCAUCAUCGGCAUCCGACUCGAGGAAACAGACGAGGUGUCUUUUAUGGACAGCGGUUAUCUGCGCGUCAGCGAACGAUCUUGUGUCAGGUUAAGAGUCUACGGGCAAAACAUUAACAACGAGACGUGGUCCAAACUCGCUUUCACGGAACACGAGCGCUCGAGUGACAGCGGCGCACCUGCGGAGACUUUCGGGGACGCACCUGCCCCUCGUCCCUGUGGCAUCCGAUCCUCGGACAUCAUCGUUCUUCCCAACAUGGAAGUGAAUCGAAAGACUUCUGGGACAGUUAAAAUACAGGUGAAACCGCUGCGAAAAACAGAAAAGAGUAAAUUGUAUUACCUGUGCACCGCCACGCCUGUACCUGCCUCACCUGGCGCGCAGGACCUGUGGUCAGAAAGCACAUGGGUUUAUCACGACGGGCAUGACACGAAAGUUCUCGUGGUGGAGGAGAAAAAGUUUCUGCUGCCUUUCUGGCUGCAGGUGAUUUUUAUUGGCAUGCUGCUGUGUUUGUCAGGUAUGUUCAGCGGGCUGAAUCUGGGACUGAUGGCGUUGGAUCCCAUGGAGCUCCGGAUAAUCCAGAACUGCGGCACGGAGAAAGAGAAAACGUACGCGAAGAAAAUCGAGCCAGUGCGCAGCCAAGGAAACUACCUGCUUUGCUCUUUACUCUUGGGAAACGUUUUGGUCAAUACCACUUUGACUAUACUGCUCGAUGACAUUGCUGGUUCAGGUCUUAUUGCUGUAGUGGUGUCCACUAUAGGAAUUGUGAUAUUUGGAGAAAUUGUGCCCCAAGCUAUUUGCUCCAGGCAUGGGCUCGCUGUAGGUGCAAACACAAUAUUCCUCACAAAGUUUUUCAUGAUUCUUACCUUUCCUGCGUCUUUUCCAGUCAGCAAACUGUUGGACCAUGUCCUGGGUCAGGAGAUAGGCACCGUGUACAACAGGGAGAAACUUCUGGAGAUGCUCAGAGUGACGGAUCCGUAUAAUGAUUUGGUAAAGGAAGAGCUGAACAUCAUCCAGGGCGCUCUGGAGCUCAGGACUAAAACCGUUGAGGAUGUCAUGACACCUCUGAGAGACUGCUUCAUGAUCGCCAGCGAUGCCAUCUUGGACUUUAGCACCAUGUCUGAGAUCAUGGAGAGCGGCUACACGCGCAUACCAGUGUACGAGGGGGAGAAAUGUCAUAUCGUGGACCUGUUGUUUGUGAAGGACUUGGCCUUUGUGGAUCCAGAUGACUGCACUCCUUUGAAAACCAUCACCAAGUUCUACAGUCACCCUCUGCAUUUUGUUUUCAAUGACACGAAGCUGGACGCCAUGCUCGAGGAGUUUAAGAAAGGUAAAUCCCAUCUGGCCAUUGUCCAAAGAGUGAAUAAUGAAGGGGAGGGAGAUCCAUUCUAUGAAGUUCUGGGCAUCGUCACACUUGAGGACGUUAUUGAAGAAAUCAUCAAAUCUGAGAUUCUAGAUGAGACUGAUUUGUACACUGACAAUAAGACAAAAAAAAGGAUCGCUCACAGAGAGAGGAAACAGGACUUCUCAGCUUUCAAGCCCACCGAUAAUGAGUUGCGGAUGAAAAUAUCACCUCAGCUUUUGCUGGCCACGCUGCGUUUUUUGGCAACAGAAGUGGAGCCUUUUGGUCCAGCUCAGAUGUCUGAGAAGAUCCUCCUGCGUCUGCUGAAACAUCCGAACGUCAUCCAGGAGCUCAAGUACAACGACAAGAACAAGAAAAUGUCAGAGCACUACCUCUUUCACCGUAACAAGCCUGUGGAAUACUUCAUCCUCAUCUUGCAGGGGAAAGUGGAGGUAGAGGCUGGAAAGGAAGGAAUGAAGUUUGAAGCUGGUGCCUUCUCAUAUUAUGGAGUUCUGUCUCUAACAUCCCCACCAGUUCCUCUCUCAUUGUCCCGAACCUUUGCUGUGAGCAGGGCUGAAUCUCUGGCAGGAUCUCCAGAAAAUAAGUCACCUCCACGACCAUUUGGACUCAACCACUCAGACUCCCUAAACAGGAGUGACCGGAUAGAAGCGGUCACUCCCACGCUGGGCAGCAGCAACAACCAGCUCAACUCAUUCCUGCAGGUCUAUGUGCCAGACUACUCUGUGAGAGCCGCAUCUGACCUGCUUUACAUCAAGGUGACCCGCCAACAAUAUCAGAACGCCCUGAUGGCGUCCCGCUUGGACAAGACACCUCAGUCCACCGACAGCGAGUUCACCAAGAUCGAGUUGACUUUCACCGAACAUCAGGAUGGACCGCUAGACGAGUCGUCCACUCUUCUCAUUCUGCAACAGAGCGCCAACAAUUCACACAAACCCAACCACACUGCCCACCACGACGGGGCUAUUUAACCACCCUCGGGCAGAGUGAGGGACGAGAAACGAGGGAGAGAGAUGGUGAGAGAUCGUGCAUCGUCUGUUAACCUCUCCCUUUCCACGUAGUCAGCGAGAGGCAUUUUCGUACACUUGGCAGCUUAACUUUGACGCCAUGGCGAUUUCAAGGGGAUCGGAACGGACUCGAAGACUACACAAUGUGAAGGACCGUGUAUUCCACAAUGCAUGCACUAAUGACCUUAACAUGUUUCGUAGGCAGCGGAUCAGUCAGGGACCACAUCAUUUUGCUCACUCAUCUACGGACGGAGGCUUCACGCUCAUGCUGCCCGUCACUCUUGGCCAACAUCCGGGAGAUACGGGGACCGUGGCUACAGCACACUUGAAGUACACGCUCUGUCUCACACACUUUCACUUUCUGUUCAAAGAGAGCUGCGUAGGAACGAAGACCCACAUCACAACUCGACCAGACAAGAGAAGGUCAAAGAAAUAAUUGUGCCUUUAGAUAGAGCUGAAGUACGGAGAUAUGGAGGCCUCUGAGGACCCGGGCGACACGACGCUGGAAGCCUGAGAAGAUGCGGCCAUAGAAAAGAAAGCAGAUGAGACUUAAAGCGCUAGCAAACACUCUUUUCCAUAGAAGCAUAUGACGCCGAGAAAGCAGUAGUCAGGAUGCAUAUUAGCCUAUCAGACGACCAGAACUGAACGGCCUCAUGACCAAAGACAUUUGACAUUGGGCAUAAAAUUGUGGUUCACUGUGGAUCUUUAGAGAUAACAGAUCUUUUAGAGGUAACUAAUCUAAGCUAUUUCGAAUAUGGGAACUCCACAGCAGCUUCGGACACGAAAUGCAUAAGCAGGCGAAACCGCGUUUGUCUGGAUUGUGCCAAAUGAUACAAUUUUCUACAGCAAUUUCUUCUGCCCACCCAGGUUCAUUCACGUCAAGGGUUUGUGUGUCUCAUACAUGUGCAGAUAUGCUACGUACAGCAUUUGCAGUACAAAGAAAUCAAAUGUGUUUACAAAUGAGGGCCGCCUUCAUCUAUAUGAAUAUAGAGAUUUUUUUACUUCGAUCCUGAUUGUGCCGAGGUACCGCGUCACCUAUUUUAAGGUGAAUAGAGUUUCCCGACCGGUUCCAUUUUUAUGUACGUCGGACCACUCUUAUUAACAGUGUUUUGAUUUCCAGUGCUUUUGUCGUAAUCAGAUAACUCUUCAUUUUUAAUACAAAACAUUUUGUAAACGUCACAACUACCUUGCUUCAGAUUUUAGAGAGACGCAUUCUGAAGGCUCUAAACAUUUCAGGAACUUACAUCUUAACUUUUCUCUUUAGACUCCAUAACCUCAUGUUUAUUAUUUUUAUUAGAAGAAAAAAGCUAUCCAUGUGAGACUGUGUCAUUGGAGUUUAAAAGAGGUACGUGUGUCGAACAAACAGGAAAAAGGAAGACAAUUCACCAUUGUUGUAUUUAUUUUGGUUUUGUCAUAAUUUACAUUUUUGCUCUCGAUACAAAGGGGAACGAUUCUCUGGCUUGUAUUUUGUAUCAGCUGGGUAACUUUGGCUUUGUGACUUCAUGUUGAUAGGGUGUUUUAUUCAAAACCUACUGCUUUGGUCAGAAUUGCAAACCUAAUGGAUAUCAGGACAUUCGAGUCUGAAGUAUUUAUGCAGGAACCUGUGACACAGCUAUGCAGGGACAAUCGUCACCAUAAUAAUGUGCUUACGCAGGAUAAUAUAGCAGAAAAUACACUAACAAAGUUUAUUAAAAAAGGCUGAGAGGUGUUGUAGAGGGUCCAGUAGAUAAACAUUAUGCAGUGAUAGAGAUGUUAAAUGUAAAAUCCAUUCCAUAGAAGCACUAACAAAUGCAUCUAUACGCAUUCCUGUUCUUGUUUUACAUGUUUUAUUCCAGAUCUUUUAAAGCUGUUUUAAAGAGGAACACCCUUCAUUUCCUUAUAGUACACCCAAAAUGAAAAUUGUUUCAUCAUUUACUCACCUCCUUUCAUUUGAAACCCGUAGAACCAAACAUGGGUGCCCGUCCACUUCCAUUCCAAAACCACCGAGACGUUUCUCAACAUUCUCAAACAUUCUCAACAAGUUGUUUAAUUUUGGAAGAGCCGUUUUUUAAAACAUUCCCCGGUAUCCUACAAGUUUGACAGUGUUUUCAUGUUGGAUUGCCUGCCUUAGAAGAGAGGACACGUCUUCAAAAAUGUGGUGCUCUAACAUGCGGUUUGAGUCUAUCAUACACUGCUGCUAUUUUCAAUCUUGAAUGUGUAUAGAGAUACUGUACAGUCAUAAAUCAGAGAGUUCUAUUGUAUGCUUACAGUUUAUAAACCAGACAAUACUAUAUCAGAUUUAAAUAUUCAUAUAUAUAUAUAAUGCAGACGGAAAUUGCUGUAAUAAAAACUAUGACAACUUUA
Molecule: messenger RNA, 5020 nt
Organism: Triplophysa dalaica
Lineage: Eukaryota; Metazoa; Chordata; Actinopteri; Cypriniformes; Nemacheilidae
Gene: cnnm2a
Product: cyclin and CBS domain divalent metal cation transport mediator 2a
Exons: 8
Coding region: 176-2641 (821 amino acids)
Biological process (GO): transport; magnesium ion homeostasis
Cellular component (GO): plasma membrane
Molecular function (GO): magnesium ion transmembrane transporter activity
Source: RefSeq, a predicted model, not a curated record